This is a messenger RNA of Lolium perenne, 1364 nucleotides long. The record is from RefSeq and is a predicted model, not a curated record. NCBI's taxonomy places the organism in Eukaryota, Viridiplantae, Streptophyta, Magnoliopsida, Poales, Poaceae.
UUUGAGAGGUUGUAUCGGGAGUGAGACGGCAGGGACGACGACGUUGGGAACGGCAAGGCGUAGCGGUUUCCUUCGUGUGCGCCAUAGCUCGUCCUCGUUUGGGUUUGGAAGGUUCUGUCCAUCGGGAGGGAGACGGCAGGGAGGACGACGUUGGGGCGGCAAGGCGUAGCGCACGGCGACGAGGAGUCUGGGCAAGGUCGGACGUGGAGGCGGGAGGCGGAUCCGGCGACGAGGAGUCUGGGGCAAGGUCGGACGUGGAGCGGGAAGCGGAUCCUGCGACGAGGAGGCUGUGCAAGGUCGGACGUGGAGGCGGGAGGUGGAUCCGGCGACGAGGAGGCUGGGCAAGGAUCGCACGCGGGUUGUUCCUGCUGCUAGAGGCGGCGUUAGGGUUUGGCGGAUCAUUGUUCGUUCGUGGUAGGUAAUUGAUUGUACAAAGUAAUUGCAUGUUCAUGAUUUGGUAGAUGUUAGGGUUUGGGUUUGGAGCUCCUUUUUUGAGAUGUACUUAUUUUGGUUGUUACUUUGAACAGGCGAUGGACGUUUCAGAUUUGAGUGCAAGUUCAAUGGAGUACGAAAGCGGAAAUACAGAUGAAGAGGAAUUCAAUAUUUCGUCUGCCAACUAUAAUGCACCUCGUGAAGAUGAACAAAGUUGGGGAGACGAUGAUGUCGACGAAAGUAUGGAUGCAGAUGGUGUUGAUGUAGAAGAUGAUAAUGUAGAGCAAGAAGAAGAUGUUGACACUGAUAAUAUUCAGAGUGAUGUUGUGGAGGAGGCAACUGAUGACGAGAGAUUGGACUGUGGUUUUGUUGAUGAGGUCUUAGUUGGCGAUAAUUCUUCUUACGACUAUUACGGUGAUUCAGACUUGGAGACUAUAGAAGAACCUGUUAGAAGAAGACAUGUGAAAUCAGUUGGUAAGAAAAAGAAUGGAUCAGAGGAUGAAGAUGAGAGUGAUACAGAAGAUAAGAGGAAGUUUUACUGGGAAGUAAUGGAGAAGACCUUUGUGUCUGAGGCAGCUGCCUAUACUUUUUAUAAUGGAUAUGCUCGACAAGAGGGAUUCAGUGUAAGAAAGUUCAAGUUCAAAGAGACUAAGGGUGCUAACAAAAUAGUUCGCAGAAGGCGGUUUGUGUGUUCUCGGGAAGGAAAACGUAACAGCAAGUUUCUGACUAUGGACAACCGCACUCGUAGGUUGAGACCUUUGUCACGUUGCAAUUGUAAAGCGGAGUUGGAUGUGAAGCUUGAUAGAGGUUCGGGGGUUUGGCGAGUUGCAAAAUUUGUUUACAAGCACAGUCAUAAGUGUGCAGAACCGAGCGAGAGCCCAUUUUUAUGGUCACAUAGGAGGAUAAAAGAUUUCCGAAAGCGGAGAUAUUAG